This is a messenger RNA of Macrobrachium nipponense, 1790 nucleotides long. RefSeq lists its product as uncharacterized. Lineage: Eukaryota; Metazoa; Arthropoda; Malacostraca; Decapoda; Palaemonidae. The record is from RefSeq and is a predicted model, not a curated record. Gene Ontology annotation, molecular function: zinc ion binding; nucleic acid binding. The transcript has 4 exons. Bases 1 to 1449 code for a protein of 482 amino acids.
AUGGAAGUAUACGGUUUAGACAUUGUUAAUACAACCACACUCACUCAACCACACAAAAUAAUGUUAACAACGGCUAUGCCAGAGCAAGAGAAAAGAAUUCGACAUCCACUGUCCACAACAUCCAACAGGUUACUGAAGAGCUCUUACACAGAGUUACACUUUCUGAGCAAUUUUAUAAAUGGGAAACCUACACGUAACAAUACUCCUCAGCAAGCUAAUGUGAAAUCCUCAUCUACCCCAUCUAAUUUUGCAAGACAGUUGCAAAAGUCUAAUGUUGUCUGCUUCAAGUGUGGAAGAGCAGAACACUUCAGUCAGCAGUGUUAUUGGAAUUAUCAGCAGUCCAAUUGGGCCUGUUGGCCAAAAAGUUCUUCAAGGUCAGACAGUGGAAGAAGUAAGGGCAUCCUAUGCGCUUUUCGCUUCAACACAGAAACAGGCCCUUUGUUCUGUGCCCGUCUUCUGAAGGAUUCCCCAGACAAAAUUGCAGACAUAGAUCCUGAAGACCUGGAUCCUGACCUGAACACAGCUACUUCAUGUUCUUUGGUUUUCACCACGGUGUUGUGGAUGGUACAACAUGUACAUUCAUGGGUUUUCUUCAUUUCUAUGUUGAACGAUAUCAUUUCUAAUAGGCCUAUAAAUGAUGAUGAACCACUGGGUGAAUAUUUCCCAGAAGAUGCAACAGUCAAAUUAAUUUUGAGAAAGAAAGAAAUGAUUGAAUCUGAUUCUUGUCUGCGAGACAGACUCAUUCAGGAAAAUGAAGUACAAAAGAAUCAAAAGGCAAACAUAACACAAAUUUCUGACAAGACAUCAACAGAAAAGAGAACUGUGACUUUAGCGAGAGUACUUAGUCAGAAUGUAACUUUGAAGUUUAUACAAAAAUGCCGACAAGAGAAAGUCACUGUGAACUCUGCCUUCUCAGCUCUUGUUGCUGUGGCACUGACAGACACCUUAGUUGAAUAUGGCUUGGUGAAAGAUUCCUACUCUGUUCAGAAUUUCCAUUUGGUUAACUUGAGAAGAUACUGGAAAAAUAAACCGCCCAUUUCCCUGGGUUGCUUCUGGGACUACGUUCGUUCUCUGCAUCAACUAAUCAAGGAUGGCAUUGAGAGUGAGAAAGUCCUUACAGAUAAAGCACUUCACUUACUGACAAUGGAAGGGUCGCCAUACACAGGCAAGUUUCUUGUUUCUGACAAGGAAUAUGAGGGGGACUUUGUAACCUCAAAUUUAGGGAAUGUAACUCCACUGGUGACAGAGGGUGGAGAACAUGUCAAAAUCAGCCAUAUCAUACGAUCAACAACAAUCCAUUGUAUUCAAAACCCUGUUGUAAUCAAUUUACACACCUUCAGAGGGAAGUUCACUAUGAUGUUCGAUUACAAUUCUGGUGCAGUACAAAAAGAUAUUGCUGAAAAGUACUGUUCUCAAAUAUUAAAACAUCUAUUUGGCAUUUUGGAAUAGACUUUAUUUGAUUUAUGGAAGGUCUGAUGACCAGGCACAACACAAAUAUAUCUAUUACCCAGAGCUCAAAAAAAAAAUUCAUUUCUUGCUGAGUAACAUACUAUGUUAAGUUUCAAGAGAUUAUAAACAGCAUAUGAAGAAAAAUAUUGUAAAGAUAACUUGAAUGUAAAGACAAUUAUUAAAGUAAAUAUCCCUUGCAAAUGUUUCCCAAAUCUAGUUCCUCUCCCACUAAAAUAUUCUAAGAUUUUUGUAACAGCUAAGAUUAGUUUAAUUUCAAUUAAGCCCAAUUCAUAACAGAAAACUUUCUUCACACACAAUUUAGUUAUUGAAACUGUCUUGUA